AUGGGCAUCGUGUUCCGCCACGACUCAACCCCAGGCGGGCUUGAAACAGCAUUGGUGAUUCAAGGGAGAGAACUGGAGAAGCACAAGGUCCGUAUGCGGGGGGAUCUUUGGUGCUUGCAAGCUUGGAUGCUCUCAUCGUCGAUCUACAUGGCACGCAAAAGGGCCAAGCUUAUUCUCCUACUUCCUAAACACCAGGUGAGGGAGGCGUCAGGAAUGGCGGGGGAGGGAGCUGUGAGCUUCGUCCACAACCGGACCGGUGCUGGUCUCUAUAGAGACAAACAGCUUCAUUCCGGUGAAACAAUAAGGACCCUGCUAUGCGGCUUACGUUCCAACGCAUUCACUCCAGCGGCUCUGGUUGCCAUCGCCCCUCCGACUGCGCUACAAUGGUGA
Messenger RNA from Clonostachys byssicola, 390 nucleotides. NCBI's taxonomy places the organism in Eukaryota, Fungi, Ascomycota, Sordariomycetes, Hypocreales, Bionectriaceae. The record is from the annotation of a GenBank genome assembly.